GAUGAGAAAAACCCAGGCAGAGAGGGAAAGGAACUUGCCCAGGGCCACACAGCCACUGACAGCACUGACCUUGUACCCAGAGAAAUAUAGUGCCCCAACCCCUGGCCCACCAUUUUGCCUCAACCUUACCAGAAGGUUGAGAAAUCCAAAAAAAACCGGGGCCAAAGUCCUGAAUGGCACACAAAAAAACCCAGGUUCCAACCACUGGGUAAAUGACCUCCCCUAACCACGGAGAGAAGAGCUGAGGUCUUCCUGCUUCAGGGGGUUGACGGAGGACUCCCCAGGUGUGCCCGCCGGCUCAAUGUGCCAUUCCAGCUGGCCAUGAGCCCUAAGGCUGCACCCCAGGAAUUCCAGGGAGGUGGGAGGGGAUUAAGGUUGCCUGGGAGAAUAAAUGAGGGGGUGAGGGUGGAGCGAGACCGUUUAAGAGCAGCCCUCGCCCCCAGACAUUUAAAGCUGCAGGGCACAUCUGGAGCAGACCUUAGCUGACCUUCCAGGACACACCACUGCCCCUGCAGCUCAGCAGCUCCUCCUACUUCCUUUCUCCACCCCAUUUCUGGAGCUUGGAGAACCCAGUGCUACUGGUGCCCAUGGAGAUGAAAUAGCCCGAGCUCCCAGACCUGCCCUCCCCCGCUUUGUCCUCCAGGCGCCGGAAGCCGCUUUCACCAUGGACAGUGUCAGCACAGCCAUCUUGCUCCUGCUCCUGGGUUUUGUCUGUCUGCUCCUGACCCUCAACUCAAGAGGCAAGGGCCGGCUGCCCCCAGGACCCAAACCCUUCCCAGUCCUGGGAAACCUGCUACAGCUCCGCUCCCAAGACAUGCUGACUUCCCUCACCAAGCUGAGCAAGGAAUAUGGCUCAGUGUACACAGUGCACCUGGGGCCCAGGCGGGUGGUGGUCCUCAGCGGGUACCAAGCCGUGAAGGAAGCCCUCGUGGACCAGGGGGAAGAGUUUAGUGGCCGCGGAGACUACCCCGUCUUUUUUAACUUCACUAAGGGCAAUGGUAUCGCCUUCUCCAACGGGGACCGGUGGAAAGUCCUGAGGAGAUUCUCCGUCCAGAUUCUCCGCAACUUCGGGAUGGGCAAGAGGAGCAUUGAGGAGCGGAUCCUGGAGGAGGGCAGCUUCUUGCUGGCAGAGCUGCGGAAGACGGAAGGUGAGCCCUUCGACCCCACGUUUGUGCUGAGCCGCUCCGUGUCCAACAUCAUCUGCUCGGUGCUCUUCGGGAGCCGCUUCGACUAUGACGACGAGCGUCUCCUCACCAUUAUUAGCCUCAUCAAUGACAACUUCCAAAUCAUGAGCAGCCCCUGGGGAGAGAUGUACAACCUCUUCCCAAGCCUCUUGAACUGGGUGCCUGGGCCGCACCGACGCCUCUUCCAAAAUUUCGGGAGGGUAAAGGACCUCAUUGCCCACAGUGUCCGCGACCACCAGGCCUCGCUGGACCCCAACUCGCCCCGGGACUUCAUCGACUGCUUUCUCUCAAAAAUGGCGCAAGAGAAGCAGGACCCGCUGAGCCACUUCUGCAUGGACACUCUGCUGAUGACCACGCACAACCUGCUCUUUGGUGGCACCGAGACCGUGGGCACGACGCUGCGCCACGCCUUCCUCGUGCUCAUGAAGUACCCGGAAGUGCAAGCCGGUGUCCAGGAGGAGAUCGACCGGGUGGUGGGGCGCGCGCGGUUGCCGUCGCUGGAGGACCGCGCGACCAUGCCCUACACCGACGCCGUGAUCCACGAGGUGCAGCGCUUCGCCGACGUCAUCCCCAUGAACUUGCCGCACCGCGUCAUCCGGGACACGGCUUUCCGCGGCUUCCUGCUACCCAAGGGCACAGAGGUGAUUACGCUCCUCAACACCGUCCACUACGACCCCAGCCAGUUCCAGACCCCGCAGAAGUUCAAUCCUGAGCAUUUCUUGGAUGAAAACCGCUCCUUCAAGAAGAGCCCCGCCUUCAUGCCUUUCUCAGCUGGGCGCCGGCUGUGCCUGGGCGAGUCGCUGGCGCGCAUGGAGCUCUUCCUCUACCUGACCGCCAUCCUGCAGAGUUUCUCGCUGCGGCCGCUGGGGGCGCCCGAGAGCAUAGACCUGACCCCGCUCAGCUCCGGGCUGGGCAAUUUGCCGCGGCCCUUCCAGAUGUGCCUGCGCGCGCGCUGACGCCCCGGCCCCUGCCCCUCCAGAUGUGCCUGUGAACGCGCUGACGCCCCAUCCCCCGACCCUUCCAGAUGUGCCUGCGCGCGCGCUGACGCCCCAGCCCCUGCCCCUCCAGAUGUGCCUGUGCACGCGCUGACACCCCGGUCCCUGGACC
Messenger RNA from Echinops telfairi (small Madagascar hedgehog), 2291 nucleotides. Its product is annotated as cytochrome P450 2F5. Gene Ontology annotation, cellular component: cytoplasm; intracellular membrane-bounded organelle. The transcript is spliced from 10 exons. Bases 665 to 2140 code for a protein of 491 amino acids. Gene Ontology annotation, biological process: xenobiotic metabolic process. Gene Ontology annotation, molecular function: heme binding; iron ion binding; oxidoreductase activity, acting on paired donors, with incorporation or reduction of molecular oxygen, reduced flavin or flavoprotein as one donor, and incorporation of one atom of oxygen. The record is from RefSeq and is a predicted model, not a curated record. NCBI's taxonomy places the organism in Eukaryota, Metazoa, Chordata, Mammalia, Afrosoricida, Tenrecidae.